AUGCCCGAAAAAGAUAUCCCCAACCCGCCUUCAGCUCCAGCCUUGAUCAUCAACAAUGACGAUCGAGAAAGGCAGCAAAUACAAGAGACCGACGCAACAGGACUCGUUCGCGACCGAUUGCAGAGCUUAUACGAUGAACACGGGGUCACUUGGGAUAGUCCUCACGAUCCAAAUGACCCAUACAACUGGUCGACAUGCCACAAAGUCACCAUUGCCAUUAUCAUCUCAACUGGACAGCUGAUCACGCUUAUGUCUACCAGCGUCAUGGCGUCUGCGUUGCCGCAGAUAUCAAGAGAUCUGCGCAUCGACGCGGCGACAACCCAAAUCACAUUCUCGUUGUUUGUCCUAGGUCAAGCCUUUGCACCUUUCCCAAUCGCAGCGCUAUCGGAGAUGUACGGCCGAAAGCCCGUUUGGUUGAUUUCAUGCUGUUUCUACCAACUCUGGAACGCGCUGUGUCCCGUUGGGAGAAAUAAAGGCAUCAUGAUAGCCGGCAGAUUUCUUGCAGGCUGUGGGGCGAGCGCCGGUGUGGUAUUGACGGCACCCAUUAUGGCCGACAUGUAUCGGGCUGAGGACCGCGGCAAGUCACAAGCAAUUGCAUCCCUUAUCCCAUACUUCGGUCCAGCUCUGGGCCCGAUUGUUGGAGGGCUCGUAGCAAAUCAUGUCCAAUGGCCUUGGCUAUUCUGGAUUUUGAGCAUGUUGUCAGCCGGUAACACCGUCUUGGGGCUCUUCUUCGUACAAGAGACGUAUACACCAGUCCUGCUGCAGACACAAAGUCGUCUUCAGAGUGAGAUGAUUCUCCCGGCGGAGGCGAUGCGCCGAGGAGCAGCGUACCAGGAUCUUCAUGCCCGCCUGUCGACAAGUAUGCUGCGACCCCUCAAGUUGUUUGUUCGGCGACCUGUCAUCCUCGUCAUCUCCUGGAUUUGGGCGAUCAGCUUUGGGCUGUACGUUCUCGUCCUUUCUAGCUUCGCCACUCUUUGGAUUGAGCGCUACGGACAGUCAGAAACACAGAGCACACUGAAUUACAUCACCUUGGCCGUCGGGAUCACCAUUUCAUCUCAGGCAGGGGGCCAACUUAUGGAUCAAAUCUUUCGUUACCUCCGUAUCAGAGCCAAUGGCGUAGCGACCCCGGAGUACAGAGCUCCGUACAUGACCAUUGGAGUAAUCUUGUUGCCGGCCGGCCUGUUCUGGUACGGGUGGGCGGCAGAGGGAGGUAUGCAUUGGGCGUUUGUGGACGUUGGCGCAGCCAUGUUUACCUGUGGAACGUUCAUCACAGGCUCGGGCAUCGGGGCGUACCUGAUUGACGAGUUCAAACACGCUGCGUCUGCCAAUGCUGCCGCUCGUAUGCUGUCCAAUGUCUUGGGAUUUGUGUUUCCCAUUUUUGCCCCGCAGCUUUUCAAGACUUUGGGGUAUGGGUGGGGGAACAGCUUGCUGGCAUUCAUCUUCAUGGUGCUGGGGCUACCUGCGCCGCUGGUGCUCUGGUUUUGGGGCGAAUGGCUGCGGAAUUUGGGGAGGAAGGGUCAUGAAUGA
Molecule: messenger RNA, 1527 nt
Organism: Colletotrichum gloeosporioides
Lineage: Eukaryota; Fungi; Ascomycota; Sordariomycetes; Glomerellales; Glomerellaceae
Product: putative transporter
Exons: 3
Coding region: 1-1527 (508 amino acids)
Biological process (GO): transmembrane transport
Cellular component (GO): membrane
Molecular function (GO): transmembrane transporter activity
Source: RefSeq, a predicted model, not a curated record